AUGCGCCGACAACUUUCCCGUGAAGCGUCCAGCAACCGCGAAAUGGCGUGUCCGCCAGUACGCAUCGGCGGAGAGUAUGAAAGCGGCUGGACUACGGACCUAGAGUGUGCUGUCAGGGAUGGGAACUUCGACUGGACGGUUAAGCCAGUCAGCAAGCAAUAUGAAUUCAGGACGCAGACUAAAGUCCCGAAGUUAGGUGUUAUGCUUGUAGGCUGGGGAGGCAAUAACGGUUCCACCUUGACAGCUGGAGUUAUCGCCAAUAGAGAAGGAAUCUCCUGGCUGACUAAGGAUGGCAUUCAAGUUGCCAACUACUUCGGCUCAGUCACCCAGGCGUCAACCUGCCGUGUCGGUUCGUACAAGGGCGAGGAGAUCUACGUUCCCUUUAAGAGCCUCCUCCCAAUGGUUGAUCCGAAUGAUGUUGUUUUCGGCGGCUGGGACAUUUCGAGCAUGAACCUGGCUGACGCCAUGGCCAGGGCGAAGGUUCUGGACAUAGAUCUGCAGAAGCAACUCUACAGCCACAUGAAGGACAUGACACCCCUGCCUGGGAUCUACGACCCAGAUUUCAUUGCCUCGAACCAGGAGGCUCGCGCUAACAAUGUCAUCAAGGGUACGAAGAAGGAGCAGAUGCAGCAGAUCAUUCAGGAUAUCAGGAAAUUCAAGGAGACGAGCGGCGUGGACUCCGUCGUCGUUCUCUGGACGGCCAACACGGAGCGCUACAGCGACGUGCUCACAGGCCUCAAUGACACAAAAGAGAACCUCUUUAACGCGAUCGAGCGCAAUGAGCGCGAGAUUUCCCCGUCUACGCUAUACGCUGCGGCGUGCAUCCACGAGAAGGUUCCGUUCAUCAACGGCAGCCCGCAGAACACGUUCGUUCCGGGGCUGAUCGAGUACGCGCUGGAGAACAACAGCCUGAUUGGCGGAGACGAUUUCAAAUCCGGGCAGACGAAGAUGAAGUCCGUUCUCGUGGACUUCCUCGUCAGCGCGGGAAUUAAGCCCAUGUCGAUAGUGAGCUACAACCACCUGGGCAACAACGAUGGCAUGAACCUGUCGGCGCCGCAGACGUUCCGGUCCAAGGAGAUCUCCAAGAGCAACGUUGUGGACGACAUGGUGGCCUCUAAUUCCAUCAUCUACGAUAAGGGCCAGCACCCCGACCACGUCGUGGUCAUCAAGUACGUGCCGUACGUGGGCGACAGCAAGCGGGCCAUGGACGAGUACACAUCAGAGAUCUUCAUGGGCGGCAGGAACACCAUCGUGAUGCACAACACGUGUGAGGACUCGCUGCUCGCUGCCCCGCUCAUCCUCGACCUCGUGCUGCUGGCCGAGCUCUUCACUCGCAUCCAGCUGCGUCGGGAGGAGGAGGAGGAGUUCCACUCGUUCCAUCCCGUUGCAUCGCUCCUCAGCUACCUCUCCAAGGCGCCCCUGGUCCCCUCUGGCACACCUGUCGUCAAUGCAUUGGCCAAGCAACGAGGGAUGCUUGAGAAUGUUCUCCGCGCGUGUGUAGGCCUUGCACCAGAGAACAACAUGCUUCUAGAAUACAACGUCGACUCGUUACAAGUCGAACCUUCUUAUAUCGGAUCCGCGAGACCGACCAUGGCGGCGUACUUAGCGGCGAGGCUGUUGGCCCGAUCGGCCAAUAGAAACGCCGGCAGCGCGAUUGCGAGCUUCUCCACGUCAGCAGCGGCUCAGAGCUUCAUGCAGAGGGCUCUGCCUGAGUCAGCAGAGGUAGCUGCAGCGUCACCAGCGGCAUCCGUCGCAUCGUCCAUCAUGCGCCGAUGGACCAACGGCGCACGAGCCUUCAGCUCCGCAGCGGGCGGCGAUGUUAUCGGUAUCGAUCUCGGAACAACCAACUCCUGCGUCGCUGUCAUGGAGGGCAAGACCCCCCGUGUGAUAGAGAACGCGGAGGGCGCGCGCACGACGCCGUCCGUCGUUGCGUUCACACCCAAGGGCGAGCGUCUGGUGGGCACUCCGGCCAAGCGGCAGGCUGUGACCAACCCCACCAACACGCUGUUUGGCACCAAGCGGCUGAUCGGGCGGCAGUUUGACGACCCGCAGACGCAGAAGGAGGCAAAGAUGGUGCCGUAUAGCAUCGUGCGCGCGCCGAACGGGGACGCGUGGGUGGAGGCGGGCGGACAGAAAUAUUCGCCCAGUCAGGUUGGCGCAUUCGUGCUGGGAAAGAUGAAGGAAACAGCCGAAGCCUAUCUGGGUCGGCCGGUCUCCAAGGCAGUGAUCACCGUACCAGCUUACUUCAACGACGCGCAGAGGCAGGCGACCAAGGACGCGGGGAAGAUCGCGGGCCUGGACGUGCUGAGGAUCAUCAACGAGCCCACGGCGGCGAGCCUCUCGUAUGGCAUGGACCGCAAGGAGGGUCUGGUGGCGGUUUUUGACUUGGGAGGAGGCACCUUCGAUAUCUCCAUUCUUGAAAUCUCCGGCGGGGUGUUCGAGGUGAAGGCCACCAAUGGAGACACGUUCUUGGGUGGUGAAGACUUCGAUAAUGCCCUGCUCCAACACCUGGUGGACGAGUUCCGCAAGGAGCAGGGCAUCGACCUCACCAAGGACCGCCUGGCUCUGCAGAGGCUGAGGGAGGCGGCGGAGAAGGCCAAAUGCGAGCUGUCGAGCACGAGCCAGACGGACAUCAACAUUCCCUUCAUCACCGCUGAUGCUACAGGAGCGAAGCAUCUGAGCUACACCCUGACUCGGUCCAAGUUUGAGACUCUGGUGAACCCUCUGGUGGAACGCACUCGGCAGCCGUGCAAGGACUGCUUGAGGGACGCGGGCAUAUCGGCCAAAGACAUAACGGAAGUGAUUCUUGUGGGCGGCAUGUCUCGUAUGCCCAAGGUGCAAGAGGUGGUGCAGGAGAUUUUCGGGCGGCAGCCGUCCAAGAACGUGAAUCCGGACGAGUGCGUCGCGAUGGGGGCGGCGAUCCAGGGCGGCGUGCUUCGGGGGGAUGUGAAGGAUAUUCUGCUGCUGGACGUGACGCCGCUGUCGCUGGGCAUUGAGACGCUGGGAGGGGUGUUCACGAGGCUCAUCAACCGCAACACCACCAUUCCCACCAAGAAGAGCCAGGUGUUCUCCACAGCAGCGGACGGCCAGACGCAGGUGGGGAUCAAGGUGCUGCAGGGCGAGAGGGAGAUGGCGGCAGACAACAAGCUGCUGGGGCAGUUCGACCUCGUCGGCAUCCCCCCCGCGCCCAGAGGCAUGCCGCAGAUCGAAGUGACGUUUGACAUUGAUGCCAACGGCAUCGUGCAUGUGGGCGCCAAAGACAAGGCCACCAACAAGGAGCAGGCGAUUACCAUCCAGUCGUCCGGCGGGCUGUCAGACUCAGAUAUCGAUCGCAUGGUGAGGGAGGCGGAGCAGUAUGCAGACAAGGACAAGGAGAGGAAGGCGCUGAUCGAGGCGAGGAACGACGCGGACACCACCAUGUACUCUGUGGAGCGGUCUUUGAAUGAGCACAAGGACAAGCUGCCGAGUGAUGUGGUGGAGGCAGUGCAAGCGGCCAUUGCUGAUCUCAAGGGGUCGCUUGAGAAGGAGAAUCUGGAGGAGAUCCGUGAGAAGAUCUCCGCCGCCCAGCAGGCCUCUCUUAAGAUUGGAGAGGCUAUUUCUAGGCAAGCAGGCGGCGGCAGCAGCUCUCUCUCGUCUGAGCAGAUUCGUUGUCGGAUUGGGAUGGCCUCUAUUGUUGCCUGCUCGGCUGUAGCAUCAUCCAGCCGCAUCUCAUCAGGCCAUGUCGUCUCCUCUCAGGAGAAGUUCGGCGUAUCCGCUUCCCCUGUCCGCAUGACGUCAUCCGCGCAGCUGCGUACCUCCGCGUCCUCUCCCUGCCUGACCGCGCUGUCGCACAGCCAGUCGCAGACCGACCUGGAAGUCGCAAGCAGGAGCGCGUACCUCCCAGCGACGUCGCCCGCGAUUCCCCUUGACCUCGGGGAAGCCAACAGCGGUGAUUUGCCGUUUCCUCGCGAAGGCUAUUCGCUGGCGUUCGUGUACGGCACGCUGAAGAAGGGAUUCGGGAAUCACUGGCUCAUGCAGAAACUUAUGGCCGAUGGCGACGCCGUUAAAGUCGGAACCGCUCAAACGCUACAGAAUUACCCGCUCGUUUGCGGUCCGUUUCAGGUGCCGUUCCUGCUUCAUCUGCCUGGCAGCGGUCACAGGGUUCAGGGUGAAGUGUACGAAGUGAACGCGAAGGCGGUUGCUGCUCUAGAUGUUCUAGAAGGGACGGACCGGGGACACUACAUGCGCUGUCCGUUGAUGCUCUCGGAUCUUGUUAUGAGCGAGAAAUACGCCGCCGGUCUCGGCGACAAAUUCGCCAAUCUGAAGCAGGAGAAUGACGGAGCCGAAGCACCAGUAGCGUUCAUGGCGGAAGCGUAUUUCGCGGGGCUUGCGCACACACCAGGACUCGCCAUGGCCCGUCCUAUUGAGAGCUACGACGCCAAUGCUGCAGCGACGUACGUACCAAGGAAAUUCAGGCCUGAAGGGAAGACGUUUUUGGAGCAUGUGCAUUCGUGGAUUGUUGACAAGCGGUUGCUGGCUGGAGUGAGCACGGAGCAGUACAAGUACCCGCUUUCUGUCAUUUGA
Closterium sp. Yama58-4 is the source of this 4563-nucleotide messenger RNA. The record is from the annotation of a GenBank genome assembly. Lineage: Eukaryota; Viridiplantae; Streptophyta; Zygnematophyceae; Desmidiales; Closteriaceae.